Trichoplusia ni (cabbage looper) is the source of this 1645-nucleotide messenger RNA. RefSeq lists its product as uncharacterized. The transcript has 2 exons. The coding region runs from base 40 to 1548 and encodes 502 amino acids. NCBI's taxonomy places the organism in Eukaryota, Metazoa, Arthropoda, Insecta, Lepidoptera, Noctuidae. The record is from RefSeq and is a predicted model, not a curated record.
UCCAAUCAAUCAACGAACUCUCGAAUAUAUGAAUUUACAAUGUCAAUUGCAUUACUGAUAUACUGCAUAUUUAUUGAAAUAAUGGUGUUUGUCGAAUCGGCUCCAAAACUUGGGGAAGUCUAUUAUGAUCCCUUAACAUUUGAUUCACCCGAAAGCUUUGCGUCUGAAGAGACAGUAGUACCUAUCUUAAGGAAUCCAAGUGAACUUUUGCACACUGACACAAGAAGGCAAAAUGAAGGUUAUUUGUAUGAUGCAAACCACUGCAAAUAUCUCAAUGGCAGAAUACUUUGUGGCUACGAUAAGAACCACGGUCAAAUGGAAGAUGAGGAGCGCUUCAUUGAUAUGGGCAACGGGUGUUACUCGCGAGGUGAUAGAAUUGAAUGUGGGUAUGGAAACAAACCGCUGAACAACCUCCUAAGAAUACCUAUACACAAAGACAAGGCCAGUGAUGAAAAGUUGGACGCGAAGCAUGAAACAACAAGAAGACAAAUACCAACGAGAACAUCGCUAAGAACAGUUCCAACAACAACAAUGACUCCUAGUCUUGAAAUACGAUCAUUAUUAUUAAAUAACAACUUACUUAAAUCAGCACUAAGUGAAGUAGAAAUGGAACAGAAUAAAUUAAAAAAGAAGACAAAAAAACAUUCAAGAAAAGGAAAAAUAUCAACUACAAUUAUGAUGACUACUCUGAAAACUGAAUCAUCUAGAUCAGCUUCAAGUAUAUUGCUGUCAAAAAUAUGUAAUGACCAGGAGUUCACCUUGUCAUCAGCAUUCAAAUUGAAUGUAACUCUGUUACCAACAUCAACACAAUCGCAAUCGACGGCACAAUCUCAAUCAACCACACCUUCUCAAUCGCCAACACCAUCUCAAUCACCAACACCAUCUCAAUCAACCACACAUCCUCAAUCAUCAACGCAUAAAAUCUUCACCCAGGUAACAUCAGCAGUGGCAAAAACUGACAUAAUGCCAUUACAGCCAGCGUCCAAAGUUGAUCCUAAGCUACCUCUUACUAUCCCAAAUGGUCAAGCAAACCAAACUCUUCCAACAACAAAAAUGGUAAUUGAUUCAAUUCCGUUAGAGCUCCGAAACGACAUAUCUCAAACUCGGCCGGCUUCUGAAACUGACGCUCCUUUAGCAGAAAAGCUUAACAUUGACCAAACGACAGUUGCAAAAUCUGAAACUGAUACACCAACACUAUCAGUCAGUGACAUUGAAUCACUCACAUAUAGUAGCAGCAGUUCCGAGUACUUAUCGUCUGAAACACAACCCAAAGACAACAUUCUAAUAUUACACAAGAACAAUAUUGAAACACCAGAUGUGAGGAAUGGGGAAUCAGUUGAAUCGUUAACGCAAGAAACUCGUGAACAAAAUUAUGAUGAUAAAAAGAAUAAUGAACAUCCUCAGGAGAUUCCUGAUAAAACUGAUAGUGAUGGUGAUUCUAGAAUUAACAAAAACACCGUUGAGACUACUUCAUCAGCUUGUGUUGAGCAAGACGACCGAGUAGUGUGCUACAAUUAUGUGACAGAAGUUUUGGAUGAAGACCGGUAAUACUUUAAAUGUUUUAAUUGUUACUGUAGAUGUACACAAUAAAUACAUAUCUAUACACAGGUCGUAUUUACUUGAUGGAUGAGCUAACAGCAGUGCA